AUGCUACGUUCAAGGGCCCCACUACGGGGGGAUGAUGAUGCCCCGUCGGAAUCUUCGAAUUCCACUUCUCCGGAGCGUGCGGCGGAAGAUGAUACUGAUUUUUUCAUGCAUCUGGCGAAUGACUCGGAGUCCUCAGUGGGAAUGGGCAUCUUUCGAGAUCUCAAUGUCAAUAUUAACCCCGACGCUGUUCUCCCACCUAUCUCCCGCCUACCUCCCGAGCUCCUAAUUUCCAUAUUCACAAAACUCAAUUCUCCCUCGGAUAUGCUGAGAUGCAUGCAGGUGUCUCGGACCUGGGCAAUCAAUUGUGUGGGAAUACUGUGGCAUAGACCCUCUUGUAACACUUGGGAUAACCUGGAAAGAGUGGUAAGGGCGUUUACUGAACCAAACAGCUAUUUUCAUUACCACGACCUCGUGAAACGACUAAACCUGUCCGCCCUGAAUAAAAAGAUCUCCGACGGAUCAGUGGUUCCCUUCUCGCGUUGCAAACGAAUUGAGCGCCUGACUCUGACUAAUUGCUCCAUGCUUACGGACAACGGAGUGUCGGAUCUUGUGGAUGGGAAUAAACAUCUCCAGGCUUUAGAUGUCUCCGAUCUCAAGUCUCUGACGGACCAUACUUUGUUUGUAGUCGCAAGGAACUGCCUGAGACUUCAGGGAUUGAACAUUUCCGGCUGCAUCAAGGUGACAGAUGAAUCACUUAUCUCCAUUGCAGAGAAUUGUCGUCAAAUUAAGAGGCUGAAAUUAAACGGGGUUGCUCAAGCCACUGAUCGGUCAAUACAAUCAUUUGCUGCGAACUGCCCAUCCAUAUUGGAAAUAGACCUUCAGGGGUGCAGGUUAAUAACCAGUUCGUCCGUCACCGCCCUUCUAUCUACCCUUCGGAACCUUCGAGAAUUAAGAUUGGCCCAUUGUACCGAGAUUGACAACAACGCUUUUGUCGACCUUCCCGAUGAGCUAGUAUUCGACAGCCUUCGGAUCUUGGAUCUGACUGCAUGCGAAAACAUUGGGGAUGCAGCUGUGCAAAAAAUCAUUAACUCCGCACCGAGGUUGAGAAACUUAGUUUUAGCAAAAUGUAGAUUCAUCACUGAUCAUUCAGUGUAUUCUAUUUGCAAACUAGGGAAGAACAUCCAUUACAUCCAUCUAGGCCACUGCUCCAACAUUACUGAUACUGCGGUAAUUCAGCUGAUCAAAUCAUGCAACCGUAUCCGAUAUAUUGAUUUGGCAUGCUGCAACAGAUUGACAGACAACAGUGUCCAGCAAUUGGCUACUCUUCCGAAACUGAGACGGAUAGGUCUUGUCAAGUGUCAGGCAAUUACGGAUCGCAGUAUACUGGCCCUAGCAAAGUCUAAAGUGUCUCAGCAUUCUUCAGGGACUAGCUGUCUGGAACGAGUACAUCUUAGCUACUGCGUCCACUUGACAAUGGAACAACGCGAUGUUUUUUGUGUGCCCUGCGGCGAAGGAGUCAGCGCUUUGCGUGAUUUCCUUAAUCUUACAAUGGAUCCUUAUCGCCUAGAGACCGAAGAUGGAACGAUGUAUGACAAUUCUGAUGAGUUAGACGAAGCGGAGGGUCAAAUGACGGGCCUUAUGCAUGCCGCCGUCAUUAAUGAUGAAGAUGACAGUGAGAUAAUGGAUGGAGGAACCCCGGCUGCCCCUCUCGGAUGA
Histoplasma mississippiense is the source of this 1656-nucleotide messenger RNA. RefSeq lists its product as hypothetical. The coding region runs from base 1 to 1656 and encodes 551 amino acids. The record is from RefSeq and is a predicted model, not a curated record. NCBI's taxonomy places the organism in Eukaryota, Fungi, Ascomycota, Eurotiomycetes, Onygenales, Ajellomycetaceae. Gene Ontology annotation, molecular function: protein binding. The transcript is spliced from 3 exons.